ACUGAACUGAACUGAACUGAAAAUAAGUAAAUAUGAACAAGCCCUAAAUCAGACUGAGCAUAAAUACUUCAAUUCCUUGCAUCCCAAGUUUUAAAACCCACAAAAAUUUCAAUUAUGCACAAUGCUAGUCAAGCUGACCAACUAUUUAAAUAAAAUUAAAGUCAUCUUAAAAUAUGUAUAUAAUUUUUUAAAAAAAAAUUAAAAAAAAAAAAAACGACAUGAGUAGGGUUUUUAUGUGUUUGAGGCUCGCCGCCUCCUUGUCCAAUUAAUUUUAAUUAAUAUACAUUCCGUACCACUUACAAAAAAUAAAAAACGAAAACAAAUCACAAAUUUCGGUAAAUACUCCUAUAUAACUAGGAAAGCUAUUCCUUGUUUACAUAACAUACAAUUUGCAGCAAUUAAAUUUUCUUCUUAAACUCGAAAAAUGGAAACCUAAUUUUCUCCUCCAUAAUGAAAUAGCAGAGCUUUCAAUUUUCUUUGAAUCACCAUGAUUUAGCAUUCGAUUUUCUCUCUCCAAUAAUCGGAAAAACAAUUCUUGAUUGUUGGAAUGCAUUCUGCAAUGAAGAUUUUAUCAGUAAACACUUUGUAUGAUUUCACGGUCGUACAAACCGACACGGCGACACCGUGCGCCGGCGAAGAUGAUGUUUUCCAGAUUGAAUUCCGAUACCGGAACUUUCAAUCACGAUCACAAUCUUCAAGAUCAAUUCGAAUCCCUCGCAAUCAAACUUCAUCGAUGGUGAUGAUUGAUACGUUGCAGGAAUUCGAGGUUCCGGAAACAACUCGAUCAGAUAUGGCGGCGCACUUCGAUUUCUUCGUCGAUAGAUUAUCGCGAAGAGGUUGUAAUCGGAGAGGUUCGAUUUGUGUGAAGGUGAAUUUGGAUGCGAAGGAGUUUUCGCCGGAGACAGCGGAGGCGAUACAGAGGAGGAUCGAGUCAGGGAGGAGAGAGAAUGAGAGAGGUGUUCGGAGAGUUGCGGCGGCAGCUGCGGUGGCGGAGUUGGAGGCGGUGCCACCACUAGAGGCGGUAGUGGAGGGUUUGGAGAGGAAGAGAGUGGCGGAGGUGGAAGACGAGGGAGAAUGUUCGAUAUGUUUGGAAAAAUUAGGUGUCGGGACGGUGCUGAUAGUGUUACCCUGUUUACAUGUUUAUCAUACGGAGUGUAUCAUACGGUGGCUUGAAAGGACUCAUUUUUGCCCGUUCUGCCGAUUUAAGUUACCUUGUUGAUUGUUGACUGAUUCUUUGAUUUGUUAGUAUUUUUCAGAAAGAAAAAAAAAAGAUUAUUUUUUUGGAAUUUGGAUGAUUGUUUUUAGGCAUGAUUUUUGGUUAAGAAUAAGUCAAGGAGUAUUUUUGAUUUCUAUAUACUUUCAAGUUUGAUAUACGAGUGAUGAACUGAACAUAACUUGAGUAUUUGCUUUUUGUCACAAAGAAAUAGUGAAAAUGUAAAUAAAAAAAAAAAAA
This is a messenger RNA of Chenopodium quinoa (quinoa), 1453 nucleotides long. Its product is annotated as E3 ubiquitin-protein ligase RING1-like. Gene Ontology annotation, biological process: protein ubiquitination. The transcript has a single exon. The record is from RefSeq and is a predicted model, not a curated record. Bases 548 to 1219 code for a protein of 223 amino acids. Gene Ontology annotation, molecular function: ubiquitin protein ligase activity. Gene Ontology annotation, cellular component: cytoplasm. Lineage: Eukaryota; Viridiplantae; Streptophyta; Magnoliopsida; Caryophyllales; Amaranthaceae.